GAACGGGGCGGGGGCGAGGGCGAGGGCGAGGGCGAGGUGAGGGAAGGGUAGAGUACUGCAUCCAGCCCCCGGAAUCUAACAUGGAUUGAUCCUCUUAAGAUUCCCCAGAUUUGGGAGGGUGAGGGGAAGAUGCACUGUGAGAAAAAUCUGCCUUUUACUAACUACCAGCUGGAUUCGAAUCCCAGGCUACAAAACCUGGGCUGUCUUCUUGGCAGGAGAUAGCUACGAUUCUCCACGAAUAAUCUCAGAAAGCAAAUAAUCUGCCCCAAGAAUGGUUGCCCUCCCGGAUCUCUCUCGCUCCCGAUGAUAGAUAAAUAGGGGUGAGCAUCGGGCUGGAGCAUCCCAAGCACGUGGGGGACGGACCCUUCCGAGGGCGGCGGACCGAGUGAAGCUGGAGCUCCAAGUCGAUCUGAGGAGCCUGCUCAACCACCCCUCCUUCACCUCCUUCAUACCAGCUGAGUUCAGCCAAGUGCCCCCAGUCCUUGCCAGCCUAGUUAUCUGUCACCCUCAGGCACCAUGGUUCAUUUCUUGUCGUCAGAUGUCCAGCAGUUGCUGCACAACAAGUUUGUGGUUGUCCUGGGAGACUCCAUCCAGAGGGCUGUGUACAAGGACCUGGUACUUCUGUUGCAGAAAGACUCCCUACUGACGGAAGCCCAGCUCAAAACCAAGGGGGAGCUGAGCUUUGAGCAGGACCGUCUGCUGGCAGGGGGACAGCUGGGUGAGCUACACAAUGGGACUCAUUAUCGCGAGGUCCGCCAGUUCCUGUCCAGUUCAGGCCACCACCUUCUACGAUUCUAUUUUCUCACCCGAGUCUAUUCAGCUUAUGUAGAGGAUAUCCUGACUGAGUUAGAGAAUGGACCACCUCCUGACCUGGUCAUUAUAAACUCCUGCCUCUGGGACCUCUCCAGGUAUGGUGGUGAUGCCAUUAGAAGUUACCAGGAAAACUUGGAAUGUUUAUUUGAAAGGAUGGAACAAGUGCUGCCCUCCUCCUGCCUUCUGGUGUGGACCCUGGCUAUGCCGCUGGGUGAGCGCAUUACAGGAGGCUUUCUGCCGCCUGAGCUUCAGCCAGGGAUGGGCUCUCUACGUACGGACGUGCUGGAAGCAAACUUCUACUGCUCAGUGCUGGCAGAUGAGCACCGCUUCGAUGUGCUCGACUUGCAUUUCCACUUUCGACACGCAGUUCAGCAUCGACGUUUGGAUGGCAUCCAUUGGGACCAACAUGCGCACCGCCACCUCUCACAGCUAUUACUGGCCCACGUGGCUGAAGCCUGGGGAGUGGAGGUUCCCCGACGGGGCCCCCCUUUUGGGGAGUGGAGUCAGGAGCAGUCAUCCCUAGAAUAUCGAGGCCAAAGGUCCAAGGGGGCUCCAUCCUGGAGGCAUCCAGCCCAGCCAUCUGAGGGGACUUUGGCACCCUGGAGACAUCUACCCCAGGGAGCAGAGGAACCUCAUUUUGGGAAUCGGUCAUCACUUGCAGCCCUGGAGUGGUCCCCCUGGGAGCAGCCAGUACAAGGGACCGAGGAGUCUGCAUCCUGGAGAUAUUCAUCUCAGAGGACUAAGAGGUCUCGUUCCUUCCAGCCAGUAGCCCAACAGACUGAUCGUCCUGUGACCUGGCCAGAUAGGCAGGUCCAGCCUCCGUUCCUGCCUCCAUCCCAAAUCCUGCCCUUGCCCCUACGCCCCCCCCUCCCUUCACCUCAAGUCCUGUCUCAAGACAGCUGCUUCUUCUCAGAUAAUCCUGUCCUGCCUGGUUAUUCCCCCCUCAACUAUACAGCCUUCGGUGAUCCCUUACCUCCUCCUACUGUGUUGGAUUCCACACCUGUUCCCCGGCCUUGCCCCGUCUCUUCCUCGCUAUGGACAGCACCACAAUCUGGUAAUGCGACAUGUCCAGCGCCAUGUGCCUCAUGGUCCCUAUAACCGAUCAAGGGAGAGAGGCUUCAGUAGACAGUGGUCCAGACCUGGCCAAAAACAAUGAACGACCUACUUCCUGACCAAGGACGUGGCUGGACAUACUGACUUCAUAGCCAUGGGCAGAUUGCCCUUCCUAUGGACGUAGCCAGAUGGUUUGAUUUUCAUGAGUCUAUCUCCUGUUUUUUACCAAUAAAGAUAUGCCCUCAUGCUGGGGCAAAAGAACCUA
Vombatus ursinus (common wombat) is the source of this 2131-nucleotide messenger RNA. It is a transcript of the gene PCED1A, whose product is annotated as PC-esterase domain containing 1A. Lineage: Eukaryota; Metazoa; Chordata; Mammalia; Diprotodontia; Vombatidae. The record is from RefSeq and is a predicted model, not a curated record.